AUGGGCGGACUCGGCCGUCGAGCACUUGGAAGGCUGGGAUUCGAAGGCUCGCGAGACCCAAUCACGGGAGAACGAUUGCCCACAAUUACACGAUCUCAUGAAGCCUUCGGUUCGUCGAGCCAAGACUUGUGUGUGCUUGUACUGACACAAGAGGUGUUACCCGUAGUCAUCAUGAAUCUUGGAUUGACGUUCACGAUCAUUGUUUACUCUUCAGUCCUUUCUGAGUGUCUCAUACAAACCCUCGCACAAUCUCAACACCGCCCAAAUAUGGCCGAGCCAACAGAUUUGGGCCUGAAUUCCCCGGAUCCGAAGGACGGACACAAUCACCCCGCACGCCCACAGUUCUGCUCAGCAUGCAGCCAGAUCAACUUCAAAGCUCUUUUCACCAGUCACGAACGUCCUCAUUACACAUGGGGAUGGGAUAAAGAGACAUGCAAUUGCCUCGAGAUAUUUGAGGCCCGUGCAAGGCAUGGCUGGCCCGGCCCCAAGUCGGCAAAUACAUUCGAACCACCGUGUUGCUUCUGCACAUUCUACAACGAGUGCCAACUUCAAGCCAAAGACAUCGCCUCAAGAAUCGAGCAUAUGUCUUACCCGUAUUUGGACGGACCUUUCUUGAAGGGGUUUCAUUCCUUGACUGGCUUCCCGAUCAAGCAUCGAGGGUGUGAAGACAAUGAAUGCAGGCAACAUUCUGUGCAAGACGUUUGUGCACUGCAAUUUGUGGUUCAAGACAAUCGUCCUUGGUGGGGCACCAGAUGUUUUCAUGAAGCAGACAAUGCAAUUCUGCGGGUGGUUGAUGGUCCAAAGCUUCCAGGGCUGACCAGAGACAGAGCGGCUGGGGGCGGGAUACUUGCGAGAAGGAUCAUUCCCCAUCAAGUCAACUACAUCGUCAUUGGGGAGUGGUUAAGCCUUUGUCACUCGAGGCAUGUUCAUUGUGAUGGUGGCGAUGCAGAUGUUGUCACGAUCCCGGAAUUUCAGGUCAUUGAUUGCACCACAAGCAAAAUCGUUUCCGCUGUUGACCUCCUGGCCAGUGGUGGAGUGCCAGGCCGGAUUGAAUAUGUCACGCUCAGUUAUGUUUGGGGUCAGGCUGGCGAGGCUGGAUUCCGUGGGCCGGUCCUACGGGAAGAUGCUCUCACUUUACCAGACGACUUACCCCUGGUCAUCAGCGAUGCAAUUGAGGUAGUCAAGAGGCUUGGAUACAGAUACCUGUGGAUCGACCGGUACUGUAUUCCCCAAAACGAUUCACCAGUCAAACACAUCCAAAUCGGGAAGAUGGACAGGAUAUACUCCUGCUCUGUCUUGACCAUAAUCGCGGCAGCCGGAGAUGGCCCAGAAUACGGACUUCCGGGCGUUAGCUCACGCCAUCGUACAGAACAAGUCAGUGUGCAAGUGACCGAAGAAAUAUCCCUGCUAUUCUACAAAAAGCCCAGAAACUCGGUUGCUGCAUCAAAGUGGAAUACGCGUGGUUGGACCUACCAAGAGGGGCUAUUGUCGAAGCGCCAACUUGUCUUCACAGACAAAAUGACCUACUUCCAAUGCUACGAGAUGUACGGCGAUGAAGUUUUAUCAUUACCAUUAUCUGGCAGGUUCAGUUCUUCUAGCGACUAUGAUCAGGAUGAUCAAUUUGAUGAUGUUGGUCAUAUCUCAUUCUUCGAGGACGCCCAAACCGAUUCUGGCUGGAUUUUUCCACCGCGAAUUACAUGGUCAGAACCCAGGACAGCCUGGACGAGAAUCGAGCAGUUUGCGCAGAGGCAGCUUGCCUUUGACGAAGACACUUUGGAUGCCAUUGCGGGCAUUUUUGAAAAAUAUUUGAGCUCCAACACCUCCGAACCAGGCAAGGACAGGAUUUCUUUCUUGUGCGGCCUACCUGUUAUUCCUUUUGCGCGAGGAGAUCAGCCAACAAUCAGUUCAAUGCAAGAACUAUGGGUGGCACCAUCCUUGCCCUGGGACAUCCCGGAUGGCGCAGAGUCCGCAGCCUACGAUAAUCAUGCUAGUCUUACGUAUGGAUUGGUGAAUAGUCUCCUGUGGUUUGAUAUUUGGGAGCCGUCAAAGUUCGAAUCAAUUGACAUGCCAACAGGUCGAGGAAGUCAUCUGCGAAGGUCGGGAUUUCCAAGUUGGACAUGGGCUGGUUGGAAGCGCUGCAAGAUAGUGGUAGAAUUCGAAACAUAUCAUCUCCGUGACAGAGUCUUCGACAGCUGCACCACGGUGCACGUCGAAUAUGAAGACGAGGGAGGUCUUGUGCGGAGGCUCGACUGGGUGAAAGACAACGAAAGGAUCCACAACCUAUCGCAUCAGGAGAGCAGGUUCCCGAUGUACUUGUUGAUCAAAGGAACAGCCAUGGAUAUGAAGCUGGCGUGGCACAACGUAUCUGGGGCCGGCCACUCGAAACCGGGAGCAGGAUACUGGAUAGUGACAUCGCCCUCAUUCUUGGAAGGGGAGAAAUUUCUUACUCCCCGAUGUUUAUUCGAGGACAUCGAACUGAAAACCGGAGAUAAUAGGACCUCCAGUUGCCUUACGGGCAAAGAAGAAGUCAAUGUUCUUGGUAUGACAAUGGGAGCACCAUGUCGGGGGAAACAGUACACCAUGACGGUCAUGAUUCUAAGGCCAGUGACAAGGUUUUUGAAUGGGCAACCGGAAACGAUGUAUGAACGAGCACACCUACUCACCUUUUCUUCUCGUCACUUCGAUUUCAAGUACUAUUACCCGCAGUAUCGAUCACCGACAAGGGGCACCUUCAGGAUGACCACUGUGCGAUUAUGCUAAUGAAAAGGGUCCACACAAGUAAAUUCCACAGGGAAAUGAAUUACAUGUGGGUAUUUCGGG
Neurospora tetrasperma FGSC 2508 is the source of this 2820-nucleotide messenger RNA. RefSeq lists its product as uncharacterized. The coding region runs from base 1 to 2760 and encodes 919 amino acids. The record is from RefSeq and is a predicted model, not a curated record. Lineage: Eukaryota; Fungi; Ascomycota; Sordariomycetes; Sordariales; Sordariaceae. The transcript has 3 exons.